Mugil cephalus (flathead mullet) is the source of this 2798-nucleotide messenger RNA. It is a transcript of the gene irak1, whose product is annotated as interleukin-1 receptor-associated kinase 1. Gene Ontology annotation, cellular component: plasma membrane. The transcript has 15 exons. Gene Ontology annotation, molecular function: ATP binding; protein kinase activity; protein binding. Gene Ontology annotation, biological process: protein phosphorylation; signal transduction. Bases 203 to 2506 code for a protein of 767 amino acids. Lineage: Eukaryota; Metazoa; Chordata; Actinopteri; Mugiliformes; Mugilidae. The record is from RefSeq and is a predicted model, not a curated record.
GUGUCGGAGCAGCCGUGACGCGUUGUCUUAGUUUGACCGUUUUCCACCGGCCCGGUCCGGACGGUUCUGAUGUGACCCACCGGUCCUGAUCCCGGAGCGAGUCCCGCACCCCUCCCCCUCCCCUCGGUACCGGCCCCGGCCCCGGCCGCCGCUAGCUGUUAGCCUGUUAGCUUCGGAGAGCUAACGUCAGCCCCGUGGAAACAUGUCGGGCGGAGCCGUGAGGGGACAGUUCCUCUACAGCCUGCCCUCCUCCGUCCUCUGGGAGUUCUGCCGGGUCAUGGACGGACUCUCGGACCUGGAUUGGACCCGCUUCGCGUCCGAGGUCCUCCGUGAUCAGACCGCUGUGAGAUUCGCUGAGAGGCGGGACAGACGGACGGACUGGGUGAUGAACCAAUGGGAGAGCAGGAACGGUCGAGUUGGCGACCUGAUCGACCUAUUAGAGUUUCUGCAGCUGUUCCGCCCCCGUGAUGUCAUCCUGGGCUGGGCGUCCAGUCAGAAUCCUUCCUCCUCUGCUCCUCCUCCUCCUCCUCUUCCUGCGCCUCCUCCUCCUCCUCCUGCUUAUUCUCUUCCUCCUCCGACCCUCUCUCAGUUCGACCCUCCCCCCAAAGAGUCUCAGGCUCCGCCCACAACGACCACCUGGGAACUGAAAGUUGAUGAAGGAGGAGGGAGAUCUCUACCCCGACCAGAGCCGCCCCCCCUCAGCCUGAAGUCUGAGGUCCAGCCACACCCCCAGCUCCCCCCAGAGGUCUCCGGUGGUGCUGCGCCCCCCCUAGUGUUCCCCAGUGGUACUGCAGUGAUGAGCUGGUCCAUCGAGGAGGUCCAGGCUCAGACUCGAGGCUUCUCCCCGUCCCUGCAGGUGGGGGAGGGCGGGUUUGGACUCGUCUACCGAGCGUCUCUGAGGAACAUCUGGUGCGCCGUCAAGAGACUGAGACAGGACUCCAUGUUGGACUGGACUCAGCUGGAGGAGAGUUUCCAGACAGAAGUGGAGAAACUGUCAAAGUUCAGACAUCCCAACAUCGUGGAUCUGCUGGGCUACAGCAUCGGAGGAGGCUCCAUGUGUUUGAUCUACAGAUACAUGGAGAACCGGUCUCUGGAGGACCAGCUACACAACGAGUGUGGGGUCCUGUCCUGGUCUCAGAGACUCGGUAUCGUGGAGGGAGCGUCCUCUGCUCUCCAGUUCCUCCAUUGUCCUCCUGAAGGACAAACACCGCUGAUCCACGGAGACGUUAAAAGCUCCAACAUCCUGUUGGACCGCCACCUGGAGGCGAAGCUCUCUGACUUCGGCUUGGCCAGGUUCAUGUCCCGCUGUCCUCUGGGACCCUCCGGGACUCAGACGGCGUCCAUCGGUAAGACGGCGACGGUGAGAGGGACGCUGGCGUAUCUCCCGGACGAAUACGUACGGAACGGAGAGCUGGGGACGGCUGUGGACGUCUUCAGCUUCGGAGUGGUCCUGUUGGAGGUUCUGACUGGACGCAGAGCUCUGGAGAGACACAAGACGUCAGGGGACAGAUACCUGAAGGACCUGGUGGAGGAGGUGGAGGAGGCUGCAGGGAGGUCGCCGGCGGAGGCCUGGAGGAAACAUGUGGAUGAGCGCCUGGUUCCAGGAGGCGCUGCUGAGCCGCCCGGCUGCCUCCAGCUGGUCACUCUGGCCUCCAGGAGUCUGGACAAGAAGAGGAAGAGGAGGCCGGCCAUGACCGAGGUCUUCCACAAACUCCAGGACAUCCACAACAUGGUGAGGAAGACCCAUUCCUCCCCCUCCUCCUCCUCCUCCUCCUCCCCCCUCCAGCACUCUCCUCACCUCCGGCCCCCCUACCAGUCCUUCCCCAGACCCCCCCGCUCCCUGGACUCCAGUGUGGGGGCUCUGUCCAACCAGCUGUCCAAACUGGGACCGCUUGAGGACACCUACCAGCUGUCCCAGGUCUCCUCCUCCUCCUCCUCUUCCUCCUCCUCAUUCGUGCGCUGCCUCACUCCUCCUCACCCCCUCCACUCCUCCUCCUCCCUCCCCCCUUCCUCCUCCCUACCUCCCCUCUUGCCCUCCUCCUCCUUCCCUGGUCCAUGUGAGACCGAUGAGAGUCGAGGCUUCUCCCAGUACGACCUCCGCUCCCAGUCCAGGUCCAACGGGACCAGCCCCAGGUCUUUGUCCCCGUCCACCACAGCUGGACGGCCCCCGUCCUCCCAGUCGUCUGUCCCCACUGAGGAUCAGUACCACUUCCCCCCCCAGCCCAGACCCGGCGUCCCUGGGGGGGCAGCGACGGGACCAGACACCAGAGGACAGACCGGGUUCUCUCCAGCUGGGUCCCUGCAGUCCUCGUCUCCGGGUCCCUCAGUUCACAUGAAUCCCAGUAAACUACGCCUCCUGGAGAAGAAGACCUGGUACGAGGAGGGAAGGAUUCAGACUCCAGAGCUGCUGUCGUCUGAUGGACUCUACGAAGGCAGAGGUUCUGUGGACCUGCGAGGACCAGAGGAGAGUGACGAGCUCGACUAUCUUCCUGUGAAACAUCACUGACCAAAGAAGAUCCGUUACCAGGCGUCAGGAGUUUUAUUCCCGCUCUGUCAGACGCUCCUGGGUUCAUUACGACGCCUUCCAGUCACCAACACGUAUUUAUUCUCACAUUUACUGACUCCUAAACCUCCCACAAACAUUCCUUCUAACUCUCUUUGUCAUAAAUGCUGCAGCACACACAUCACAUCCCAUCACAUCCCAUCACAUCACACAUCACAUCACAUCACAUCACACAUCACAUCACAUCACAUCACAUCACAUCACAACACAUCACAUCACAUCACAUCACAUCACA